Molecule: messenger RNA, 369 nt
Organism: Carcharodon carcharias (great white shark)
Lineage: Eukaryota; Metazoa; Chordata; Chondrichthyes; Lamniformes; Lamnidae
Product: ubiquitin
Exons: 1
Coding region: 19-255 (78 amino acids)
Biological process (GO): modification-dependent protein catabolic process; protein ubiquitination
Cellular component (GO): cytoplasm; nucleus
Molecular function (GO): protein tag activity; ubiquitin protein ligase binding
Source: RefSeq, a predicted model, not a curated record
CAGAUACUAAUAGCAAACAUGCAGAUCUUUGUUAAAACCCUGACAGGCAAGACCAUAACACUUGAGGUUGAGCCCAGUGACACCAUUGAAAAUGUCAAGGCAAAAAUUCAGGAUAAAGAAGGAAUCCCACCUGACCAGCAACAUUUGAUCUUUGCUGGUAAGCAGUUGGAAGAAGGCCGCACACUAUCUGACUACAACAUCCAGAAAGAAUCAACUUUGCAUUUGGUGCUUCAUCUGAGAGGGGGCGAUUGCUAAACUACUGUUGUACUUUGCUUCAUUGUUGUUGGUAGUCAUCUUGCCUCUAGCUUAAAAGUUCAUUAAAGUGUGUUCCCAUGUCAUUCAAAAUAAAAUUGUUGUAAGCUUAAAAAA